UAUUUUCUGUGUACAAAUGAAACAGAUGGUUAUCUACUAAACGUGAGGUUUACGUGGCAUGCGAAGUAUUAUACGAAGUAUUUCCAGGUUUUACUUUAUUUUAGUAACAUGUCAUCAACUGAAGGAAAUAACGAAUUGAAGGGAGGGCACCCGCCUGCUGUGAAAGCUGGAGGAAUGCGAAUAACACAGCAUAAAGUGCAGUCGCAUGAAAAACCUGUAGAAACAAAAAAAAGUGAUGAAGAGGAAGAAGAAGAAGUAGUGACACCCAGCCCUCCAAAACAACAGCUGGUUAUCUCAGGUGCAUUAGCCAGGGGAGAUGCAGACUUUCCAGCUGAAGCUGUUCAAGCAUUCCACAACAAGCCUUUACCUUCACAUGAUUAUAGACCAAGUGGUAACAGGCCAAAUAUUAUUCACCAACCAAGGAAGUAGAUGAAAUAUAAAAUUCCCAAUGUUAUUCCAUUUUGCUGAGUACUUGAUACAUUGGCAACUUCCAAUAUUUGCUUUUUUAUUGGGAAAAUUUUUUGUUUGGUGUUUAUGCUCUUUGUUAACAAUUAUAUUGUUGAUGUAAUUUUUGCAGAAUAAAAGAUUUUUUCAGUAAAA
Molecule: messenger RNA, 600 nt
Organism: Stegodyphus dumicola
Lineage: Eukaryota; Metazoa; Arthropoda; Arachnida; Araneae; Eresidae
Product: death-associated protein 1
Biological process (GO): negative regulation of autophagy; apoptotic signaling pathway; cellular response to amino acid starvation
Molecular function (GO): death domain binding
Source: RefSeq, a predicted model, not a curated record